ACUCGCAACACCCGCAUGGCGACCCGGUGACGAGCGAUCCACCACCCGGAGAGACAUGCCGCCGCUUCUGCUGCGCAAAGGCGCCGCGCCGUCGCCGCAGGUCCUCAGCUUCCUGCGCGCGCAAGUCCAUCAUGCCUUCGCGUCGCCCGCCGCCCCAUGCGCCGCCCUCAAGCGCCAGCGCCGCGCCUACACGCCCUCGCCGCCGUGCCCGCUGAAGCCGUCUACGCCCGCGCGCAGCUUCUCGACCUCCCGCCCAUGCGCAGCCUGGCCCAGCAUCUUCCGCAGCAAGCAACCGCCCGCGCACGCGCGCCCGGGGCUCGUCCAGCCGCCCAUCCCGCCGCCGGACGACACCGCGCCGCUCGCCGGCUACGGCGGCAGCCUGGGACGAAUGGCGCGCACUGCGAACGAGCUCAAGAUGCGGUGCACGGAGCUGGACGAGCACGGCAACGUGACGCUGGUCAGCGGGGAGUUCAAGAAGAGCGAGCUGAUUGCGAAAUACGGGCUUCUGCCGCGCGACCUGCGCAAAAUCGAUUCCUCGCUGCUGCCGCACAUCCUGGUGCGGCCGUCGGCGAUCCUCAUCAAUCUGCUGAACCUCCGCGUGCUGCUCAAGCACAACCGCGUCCUCGUCUUUGACGCCUACGGCACCACAGACUCCAAGUCCCAGAGCGUGUUUAUGUACGACCUCGACCUGAAGCUGCGGCAGAAAGAAUCCGUGACCACGGGCACCCUCGCAUACGAAUUCCGCGCGCUCGAAGCCGUGCUCAUCAGCGUCACACUCUCGCUCGAAAAAGAAUUUGAAGGCGUCAGCGACCCCGUGGUGCGCGUCCUGCGCGACCUGGAAGAAGACAUCGACCGCGACAAACUCCGCUACCUGCUGAUCUACAGCAAGAAGCUGGGCAGCUUCGAGCAGAAAGCGCGGCUGGUGCGCAACGCGCUCGAGGAGCUGCUCGAGGCCGACGACGACCUGAGCGCCAUGUACCUGAGCGAGAAAGCCGAGGGCCGCCUGCGCGAAGACGACGACCACACCGAGGUCGAGAUGCUGCUGGAGUCGUACCACAAGGUCGCCGACGAGAUCGUGCAGGCGGCCGAGAACCUGGUGUCGAGCAUCCGCAACACAGAGGAGAUGUACGUUUCUUGCCUCCCCCGUCUAAUAUCCCCACCCCCUUUAAGAAUUUAAGAAGAAACCCCUGCUGAUGAUUACUGCGCAGCGUCAAAGCCAUCCUCGACGCCAACCGCAACUCCCUCAUGCUGCUGGACCUGCGCUUCUCGAUCCUCACCCUCGCCAUCACCGCCGGCACCUUCGUCGCGGCCCUGUACGGCAUGAACCUCAAGAACUUCAUCGAGGAGUCUGACCUCGGCUUCUGGGGCGUCAGCGCCUGGUGCAGCGUCUUCGGCACCAUUGUCGCGGUCUACGGGCUGCAUAAGCUGAGGAAGGUGCAGCGGGUUAGUAUGUAUGCGCUGGGGCCCGGCGGGGGCGUGGGGAAGGGGUUGGGUGCGCCGUUGAGACUCGGGGC
This is a messenger RNA of Boeremia exigua, 1514 nucleotides long. RefSeq names its product inner membrane magnesium transporter MRS2. The record is from RefSeq and is a predicted model, not a curated record. Gene Ontology annotation, cellular component: mitochondrial inner membrane. Gene Ontology annotation, molecular function: magnesium ion transmembrane transporter activity. Gene Ontology annotation, biological process: mitochondrial magnesium ion transmembrane transport. The transcript has a single exon. Lineage: Eukaryota; Fungi; Ascomycota; Dothideomycetes; Pleosporales; Didymellaceae. Bases 56 to 1177 code for a protein of 373 amino acids.